UACAUUUCCCAGAUACCGCUGUGCUGUGAUGACGUCACGCUUCUCCGACCGUUUCCAUGGGACCGGUCGGAAGCUUGCGGAUCAGCGCCCAGCCUGCCUGCCUUGAUUAGCAGCCUGUGUUUAUGAUGUCGGAGGACGCUCCGGAGACUCUGUUCUCAUUUGAGCUGUUGGUGGAUCACAUCCGACUGCAGACAAACCACAAAGCACCCGACAGGCUGGCCGUCGGGCUGCGCUUUCUGGACUUUCCGACGCUGCUGAUUUAUCAGCACCCAUCUGAGCGCCUUAGCUCUCACCGCCGCCAGCCUGCGCUAAACCAGCGGGACUUCCCCUUUCACAGGGGCAAGUCUUGUUUCUUUAAAAUGAACCCGGGCUCUCUCCGUGUCCGUCUGUCUGCCGCCCCUCUGCACGCCAUGGUGCUGGAUGUCACCGAGGAGACGAGCCCCAGGUUCCUCGGUUCCUCUCUCUUAUCUCUGGCUGAAGCCAUGGGCAGAAUCAAGCUGCUUUCCAGUCCCUCUGCCCACACAGGAAAGGGAGUCGUCGCCGUCUCCGGCCUCUCCGGGGAGAUGAUCGGAACGGCGUCCCUGAGUUACAGGCUUGUGUGUCUCGGGGCGAGUUUGCUGCCACACAUGACGGAGGGGAGCGGGUAUGAAGGCACGACAGGCCCAGGGGGUCAGGAGGACCAAGAACGUUCCAAGGAGAAAAACAAACCGGGGAGCAUGUGUUCUCCCACAGGGAGCGAGUCACAAUGUAGCCUCCAAGGUGGUGAUCCAGGAGAUCCAAAGAUCCGGUUAGAUGAGUCUGAGGAGGAUGACGGCGCUGAGAGUCAAACUGAGGAAGAUCUAACUGCGUUCUGCCCCCCUCAUCUCUACUAUAGCAACACGACGCCGUCGCACAAUGGGAACACAGAGCAGGAUUGCAGGUCGUCUAAUCUGCUGGACGCUGAAGGCCGUACGUUCGAAGAUUCCCUCUGCGCGGGGGAGGAGGGUAAACGGAAGGUUUCCGGUUUCAAAGCGGCACGCCGGGAAAUGACGCACGCUACAGAAACAUCCGGCAGCCGAGAGACGGACGUCCUCAGGGGGGCCCUGCGGCGGCUCCCGCUGCUAAACGCUCUCGUCGCUGAACUGUCGCAGUUGAGCGUUCGUCCCGAUCCGGCCCACAACACCGGGCCGGCUUCCAGCGAUCACAGAGACCCACGGCGGGCCGAGUCUCUGGAGGAGGACCCGCAGCUCACCGACGGCCAUUUAUACCGUUUAUCUCCCCCCAGAAACUGCUCCACGCCCCUAGUCGACCCCGCAGAGGUGCAACACGCCCCGAAAGAGACCCCGAGCGCCAGGAAGCCUCAGAGGAAGAAGCUCGAAUACGGAACGACUAAAACCUAUCGACUAAGGCUAAAGCAGAUCUCUCCUGUCAAAGCGAACAGUCGCGAAUGCAGGGCGCUGACGACGACUGACACGCGGUCACGCAGGACAAAAGAAACGGAAAAGUCAAGGGCCGGAGAGGUAAAGUCCAAAAAAAGAGGGUUCCUGCCCAAUCAGAGGCCCAACCUGGACGAUAACACCGGGACAAAGAUGCAAAGCGACGCUGCGCUGAGAGGAACGGUCACUCUGAGGCCUGCAACCCAGCAGGGUCCCCAGACGGAGCUGCAAGGUCGUCCCGUCAAGCAAGGGCAUCACGGUGCGUCGGAUCAACCAGAUCCUCAAUCCGACGGGUACCAACCCGCAGAUCCGCUCCCCGAACCCCCAGAGAGGCGAAGCAGCAGGAGCAGCAGUCCAGACUCUCUCUUUUCGCAGGGCAGUGGUACUGCAGAUGAUGCAAACUACGCGGAUGACUUUGACAGUCUUGAAUCUAGCAGUACUUCCUCUCCUAAUCCGGAUAGAAGCCCAGAGCUCCUCGGAGCCAAGGCCCCAAAGUCUCCCAUCAGCCCUCGUUCCUCAAGAUCUGAAGGUUUCCAGAAGAAAUCGGGUACACACGUCAUCCCACUUCACGCCCGCUCCUCUGCUCACAGCAACGACGAGGAGAGGCCACGUUCCUCGCAAUCCGUCUGCUCCAGAAAGCAGGCGGAUGCGAGUGGCCAAACGGAGCAAAUCUCCAGUGCUGAGAGUGUUUUAACGUCGAGAAGCGAAAAGGAAAAGUCACCCAGGAGCCGCAGCCUUGUCAGAGGAUUCCCUGCAGAGUCCACGUCCUCGGUGGAGGAGCUGGAGGAUGAGCUGGGAUCACUGGAUUUCAGAAAAGAGUACAAACACAUCUCUGAGCUUGUAGCCAGCAAACUCCCAGGGUACACAAUGUAGAGAAAAAAAGCAUUUAUGGUGACCUAAACUAUACUGUUUUUUCUAAAUGAGGAAAAUUUUUAAUUUUAUGCUUCGAACAGCCGGUAGUUUUGAAUAAAGAUAAGCUUUUCAGACCAUUUUCUGCUUCUUUCUUUUAUUUUUCACUAAGUUAUAAUAGAAAUGCAUCUGCUUGUUUGUAACAAAAGGUGAAAAAUCUCUUGUUUCUUCUGCCAGACAGCAGAACAUAGAUAACGUCUGUUUUUCCUUCAAGUUAAUAUGUGUCUGACUUGCUUUGUCAUCAUUUUAACAGCAGACUAAAGAUCAGUAUUUCUGUUUGGUUUUGCUUUUCUAGUUUGUGACCAAUUUACUGUUUAUUUUAACUAAAUAAUAAUUCAUGAGGUAGUAAGAAUCUUCUGUUAUAACUUAAUUUAUUUAGGUUAGACACUGCUUACACGUG
Fundulus heteroclitus (mummichog) is the source of this 2724-nucleotide messenger RNA. It is a transcript of the gene map10, whose product is annotated as microtubule associated protein 10. NCBI's taxonomy places the organism in Eukaryota, Metazoa, Chordata, Actinopteri, Cyprinodontiformes, Fundulidae. The record is from RefSeq and is a predicted model, not a curated record. The transcript is spliced from 2 exons. Gene Ontology annotation, biological process: positive regulation of cytokinesis; cytoplasmic microtubule organization; mitotic spindle midzone assembly. Gene Ontology annotation, molecular function: microtubule binding. Gene Ontology annotation, cellular component: mitotic spindle midzone; mitotic spindle pole; cytoplasmic microtubule. Bases 123 to 2288 code for a protein of 721 amino acids.